UAUUUGAUGGAUGCGCUGCUAACCACAGAAGAAACUAGGCGAAUCCAUGCUGAAGCCCGAGCACACCUGAGAGCGCAGGGAGUGCAGGAUCCAGCUAUGGCAGCAGGAUAUCCAGAAAACACCCCGAAUUGGAAUUAUCAGACUGUUGAUGGCCAGAACAUCCUCACUACCUACCGCCAGAAUGUGUUAAAUGGUAUGAGAAGGGCAGCUAGGAAACCCACCAACUUUGUGAAGGUUAGAGAGGUAGUGCAGGGGAAUGAAGAGGCCCCAGGAGCAUAUUUAGAACGCCUGAAGGAAGCCUACCGCCAGUAUACUCCUGUGGACCCAGAUGAGGCUGCCAACGCCCCUAUCAUAAAAGCUGCCUUUGUGGCCCAAGCGGCGCCCGAUGUCCGCCGAAAGAUUCAAAAACACGAGGGGUUCAUGGGCCACACCCUUGAGUGGAUGUUAGAACUGGCUCAAACCACUUAUAAUCAGAGGGAGGAAGAGGCACAAAAGAAAAAGGAGAAGUAUCAAGCAAAGAAGUUGAUGGCGCUACAGGCUACCGCACCCACCCCUCAGGAAAGAGGAAGUGCCCGGGGAGGAGGGCAAGGCCGUCUGGGGAGGAACCAGUGCGCCAUCUGCCGGCAGGAAGGGCACUGGAAAAGAGAAUGCCCACAAGCUCACUCAGGUGGAGGAGGACGAGGAGAGCGAAUCCCAGGCCCAAUCCCCGUGGGACCUGGACAAGAACUGA
Messenger RNA from Podarcis lilfordi (Lilford's wall lizard), 730 nucleotides. Lineage: Eukaryota; Metazoa; Chordata; Lepidosauria; Squamata; Lacertidae. The record is from the annotation of a GenBank genome assembly.